AGAGUCGCCGUAGAUUCAGUCCGAUUUGGAAGUGCAGAAAUUUUGUAGUGUCUGAGCAAUAGAGAAUUUUUUAAACAAAAUAAAAGUGUUAUUAAAAUAAAGGUUAUUAUACAUUCACAGUUGCAAAAACGUGCAGAGUAUAAUUGGCUUAAGAGAAAAUUGUUAUCGUGCGUUUAUUGGCAGAUGUGUUCGUUUAAUUUUCCUGUAUCGUGCAUUUAAUUCGAAAACUUUUAUACGGCGUUUUAUUUACAAUGUUGGGUUUGUUUAAGGUUAACGAUUAGCUUGAAGAAGUUAAUUUUGUGAUUGAUUUGUGUAAUUUUUAAUGCCAAGAUUAAAAAUAUAAAUCAAUUUUGUGGCGUGUAAGCUACCAAAAAAAGUAAAAUAAAACAACAGCAGACUAAGCGGAAAAGAAGAAAAGAAAAUGAAAGAAAAUUGAGCACACAGUUUAUUUUGUAUCUCUCGUUGAAGUGUAAAAGAGUCGGGAAAAAUUGAGUUAGAUACAUUUAUUUCAAAAGUUUCAAUAUAUUUCUAAUAAAAUACUAUCUUAAAGUAGACAACUUGGUUUUGUCUAAACAAAUAACAAAGACGUGAAUUGCCUGGUAAAAAAGGAGUGUCGUUUGUUGCAGGGGAAAACUGCUAAAGAAAGCAAAACAAAACGGAAUGCGAGAAAAAUAAAUGGAAGACAAACAAAAAUAAAGAGGAAAAACAUAAACAAUUGAGAGUAUUGAUGCAUUAUUGGUUUUCGUUUUCGCACAAUAGUACGUGAAGCUAAUUGCGCAACGCUGGCUUAUUUGGACAGCAAAAAAACGGCACGUACAUACAUACACAUAACCACUGUAUCAGUAGCUACAACAACCACACCGCAGAGAAGACACUUGACUAUUAUGCAUUGACAAAAGUAUGGACUCAGUACAUAUGACGCGUACUGCUGGUGGUAGUGGUACACAAUUAUCGUCAUUACUCUCAACCUCAACAGCAGCAACAGCAACAGCAACAGCAACGAAUAGUGCCGCAACAACGCCAGCGAAAGAUCAUCAUAAUAACAAUUUGUUGUUGCUUAGUCGAGUCGCAGGAAGCGGACAGUUGCGCACAAGUAGAUCUCCAUCAGACACACGCAGUUCCGAACAAAUGUCACGUGAACGAAGUAAUCGCGGUGAUAGCACCGAUUCGGCGGGCCAGCACGACCGUUUGGCUUUCAGCGGCACAGCGUUAUCAGCGGUGACGUCCUCAACGGCCGGAUCGACGGUGGUCGGCACCACCGGCACACUGGGCGGCGCCGGCGCAUCGGGUACCUCGCUCGCGACCACCACAUCGACGGGCGGUGUCAGCAGUUACGGCAGCAGCACUAUGACCGGUUGUAUCGGCAGCGGCAACAGUGGCGCCACUGUCGCCACAUUUCGCGGCUUCCGUAGCCACUCGCCGUCGAGUCGACGCAGUCGCGAACGCAGCCGGCGCGAGUUCCAGCGCACACAUGGCUCCGAUCAGGGCGGUCUAUUGGCCUACAGCGGUCUGAGCGGUUUAAGUAUCGGCGGAAUCAGCAGUGGUGGUGUUGGCAUCGGUGCGGGGGGCGUCAGCGGCGGCUUCAUAGUGGGCGGUGGUGAUGGUAGCACACUGGAUGGUAUGGGUGGCAUUUCCGCCGAGGAUUCGCGUCUUUCAGGCAACGAGGAUCUCUGCUAUCAGUCGUUCGCUUCCGACGAACAGGAUGGCACACAAGUGGGCGCGGAUGGCAGCAAGAAACACCAUCGACGACAUGAACGUACCUCCAGCCUGCAAGCGCUCGAUCGUCUCAACACGAAAAUCCAAUGUACGAAAGAGUCCAUACGGAAGGAACAAACAGCCCGAGAUGAUAACGUGAAUGAGUAUUUGAAGUUGGCGGCCAGUGCUGAUAAGCAGCAAUUACAGCGAAUAAAGGCCGUCUUCGAGAAGAAAAACCAGAAAAGCGCACACAGUAUCUCACAGCUACAAAAGAAACUUGACAACUACACUAAGCGAGCGAAAGAUCUAACCAAUCAUCAAUUCGCGAAUAAAAGUCAGCAUCGCCAGCCGCGCGAAGUGUUACGAGAUGUGGGCCAGGGCUUGAGAAAUGUCGGUGGCAAUAUACGCGACGGUAUUACCGGCUUUUCUGGUUCGGUGAUGUCUAAGCCGCGUGAAUUCGCACAUUUAAUUAAGAACAAAUUCGGUAGCGCCGAUAAUAUUAAUCAAAUGUCAGAAACUGAAAUCAACAACAUUAACAUGCCCGUCAAUGCUGAACUGAUUGGCAGUUCGACGCCGAGUAAUAACAUAGCGGCCACCUCCACCGGUUCGGGUAACACUGGUGGCGCGGGUAGCGGUAAAUUUAAUAGCGAUAACGGUAGUGAAUGCAGCAGCGUCACCAGCGAGAGCAUACCAGCCGGCUCUGGCAAGAGUCAAUCGGGCGCGAGUCAAUAUCAUCUUGUGCUCAAAUCGCUUUUAACCGAAUUGGCUGAGCGAAAAGAUGAAAUCGAAAAACUAAAAGAACGUGUUGAAAGACUAGAGACUGCACAAAAGGAAUUAAACAGUUUAACUGCAACGCUAGAAGGUGAACGGUACCGUGCCGAAAGUUUAGAGGAGCAAAUUAACGAUUUAACCGAACUGCAUCAGAAUGAAAUCGAAAACCUAAAGCAAACAAUUGCCGAUAUGGAGGAAAAGGUGCAAUAUCAAAGUGAUGAGCGACUGCGCGAUGUUAAUGAAGUACUGGAAAAUUGCCAAACGCGGAUAUCCAAAAUGGAACAUUUAUCACAACAACAGUACGUUACCGUCGAGGGUAUAGACAAUUCGAAUGCACGAGCGCUCGUCGUCAAGCUCAUUAAUGUCGUUUUAACUGUAUUACAAGUGGUGUUGUUAUUGGUAGCGACGGCAGCAGGCAUUAUAAUGCCGUUCUUGAAGACGAGAGUGCGCGUGCUGACGACAUUCUUAUUCAUAUUCUUCAUUAUAUUUGUGAUACGACAAUGGCCGGAUGUGCAAGACAUCGGCGCUGGACUGAUGCGACACUUAAAGGAAUCACUGGUUGUCAAAUGAAGUAUGUAAAUGGCGCGCUUGUAAACAAACAAAGCAUAAACGUAGACAUAAGCACACAAUGAAAGUGAAAUGCGAAAUGCAGAAAGCAGAAAUACAUAUGCUGGCAGCAGAUAGUAACGGCAGCAAUACAUCUGUAUAUGCGCGGGUGAAUGUAGCAGCAAUUAGUUAUACAAAUUUUGUUAAUUUUGAUUAGCUGUUAGUGUCAUUAGAGAAAUAUGGAAAACAAUAUGCAAAUAAAUUACAAUGUUAAAUACUAUUAUAUAAUAUAAUAAUACAUACAUAUAUCUAGAGAGUAACGCUAUAAAUUAGGCCUAAAGCACCCGUCUUGUAUAGCUGCACUCUACUGGAAGCGUGGUUUAAUGUGAGGUGCGCGUCUAGCAAAGAUUUACACGUGUGACAUAUUAAACUAUAGUAUAUUAAUUUCCUGUUUAAGUACAUAUAAUAUUAGCGCCACUACAAAUUUAAGAGAAAAUACUCAUGUAUAAUUGGAAUUUCUUUGAAAUACAGCUAAUACGAACAUAAAGUUGA
Molecule: messenger RNA, 3564 nt
Organism: Bactrocera tryoni
Lineage: Eukaryota; Metazoa; Arthropoda; Insecta; Diptera; Tephritidae
Gene: Dmtn
Product: transmembrane and coiled-coil domains protein 2
Exons: 14
Coding region: 901-3036 (711 amino acids)
Cellular component (GO): endomembrane system
Source: RefSeq, a predicted model, not a curated record